CGUAUUCUGUUUCAAAUGUCUUAGGCCAUGUCAUUUAUUGUCCAAAGUCCUCUUUCACCGUCAUUUAUUGGACGUCCAAAGUCCUCUUAAUUAACAAACCUCCCCCUAUUCAGAUUCUCUCUUUCAAUCUCCUCCACCAUCUGUGCCUCUUGUUCCUCCUCGAAUUCCUUUCUCCAUGUUCUUCAGAAAGCCCUCCCCAACUUCACCCCUAAAUUCUCUACCAUGCACCGAAAAAUCUGAAAGCCCAAAAUCCAAAGACACCCACCACCACAUUAACACCACCGGAUUGCUAAAAUUCACUCUCUUCACAUCUCUCUUAAUCGCCGCUUCAUGCCUCCUCAUACUCUACUUCAAAUUCUCCACCCCCACUACCACGGUUACCGCCGCCACAACGACAACCACAAAAACCACCACAACCCAAUGUGACGGAUCAGGCCCAUUCUACAUCUACCCUCUCCCCUCCCGCUUCAAUCUCGGCCUCCUGGAACACUGCCAAAACCUCAACAUAUACACCAACAUGUGCCCGCACGUGGCGAAUAACGGGUUAGGUCAACCCCUCCUCAACUCGGCUAUGAAUUGGUACGCGACGCACCAAUUCAUAGCCGAGAUGAUCAUCCACUCGAGGCUCGAGAAUCACCCGUGCCGCACGUGGGACCCUGAUCAGGCGCUCUUGUUCUACAUCCCCUUCUACGGCGGCCUCUACGCCUCCAGCGUGUUCCGCGAGCCCGAUCACGGGCUCCGCGACGCGCUGGCGGUUGAUCUGAUGGACUUUGUAACAAAUCAGCAGCGGCGGUGGUGGCAGCGGCGCGGCGGGGAGGACCAUUUUUUAGCGCUGGGGAGGACUGCGUGGGAUUUUAUGAGGGCGGAUGGUGGGGCCGACUUUGGAGCCAACAUCCUCCUGAAUCUGCCACCUGUCCAAAACAUGUCGGUGCUGACAGUGGAACGACAACCUUGGGAAGGUCAUAACCAAAACGGCAUCCCUUACCCGUCGUAUUUCCAUCCCAAAACGGUAGAUGAAAUGCUGACGUGGCAGGACAGGGUGAGGGGAUUGGAGAGGCCGUACUUGUUCUCGUUUGUCGGUGGGAAGCGCAAAGGGUUGGAGAAGGCUAAGGUUCGAGACGAAAUUGUGAAGCAGUGUGGAGAGUCAACAAGGUGCGAAUUGGUUCAAUGUGGUAGUGGAUCAAGCAAGUGCCACAGCCCAAUGGAGGUGCUUGGUGUGAUGAUGAAGUCCCAGUUCUGCCUUCAAGCACCGGGUGACUCCUUCACAAGAAGGUCAACCUUCGACUCAAUUCUCGCAGGUUGCAUCCCUGUUUUCUUCUCACCACACACGGCGUAUACGCAGUACGCGUGGUACUUGCCGGAAGACAAAGCCUCGUACUCUGUGUACAUUGAUGAGAAAGAAGUGAGUGUUGGGAAGAAGAAGAUUGAGGAGGUGCUUGCUAAUGUUUCGACUGAGAAGGUGAAGAGAAUGCGUGAAGUGGUUGUAAACUUGAUCCCCAGGCUCACGUAUGCACACCCCAACGCGAGUGAUGUUGGGUUCAAGGAUGCGGUUGAUAUGUUACUCCAACGACUGUCUCACCAUGUUCGUGGCAAAAUUCUAAGCUCUAGAAGCGCAGUGAUUUAAUUCAAUUCAACUAGAUACAUAAACCCACCCAAUUGAGUAUUUUUUAUAAAAAUUAAAUAAUAAAUAUACAAUUAAAAUGUAAAUUUUUUACCCUUUAAAAUGAUUUGGUAGCAAUGAAAUUAUAGAAAAUAUUUCAAA
This is a messenger RNA of Lotus japonicus, 1762 nucleotides long. RefSeq names its product probable xyloglucan galactosyltransferase GT17. The transcript has 2 exons. Gene Ontology annotation, molecular function: glycosyltransferase activity. Lineage: Eukaryota; Viridiplantae; Streptophyta; Magnoliopsida; Fabales; Fabaceae. The record is from RefSeq and is a predicted model, not a curated record. Bases 176 to 1624 code for a protein of 482 amino acids.